CACUGGGUUGUUGCUGUUUUGUUAUCACAGACACCCUAAAUUACCUUCUAGAUGCGCCACUGCUCCCAGUUUAGCUCGUGGCCGGUCACUGCGCAUGCGUAAAGCCCGGUGUCCGGUGUCAGGCUGUCAGCAGCUGUUGAGUCCAUGAACGGCAAGACCGAGACAGCGAAUUAAACACACCCAAAUAAAGCGUGCGGACCAGGUUCUGGACCGGCUCAGAGACGAACAGGUCGGGGCGGAUUCAGCAGGACCAGCUGGUGAUCUGCAGCUGGAGCUAACAGGCUAACUGACAGCGGACCGACAGCUCUUAUCUAACGGGCUAACGGACAGGCCAGCGGCUCGUGGUAACCACGCUGCACCGUGCGGAUCCACCUCGACCCGAUCUAAUUUUUGGACUUUCGGAACCUCCUGCAGCCGCAUUGUUUACGCAGUCCAGCGGCUGUUUUUUUUGUGAAGCUCGACCGGGUCGAGGACGCUCGAGAGCCGUCAGAGCACGUCAGCCCGGACGGGAUAGACGCUCUCUGACCGGUUCGGAUUGGGGACCGGGAGCCGAGAUGCUGAUAGCAGCAGUCGGUGCCGGAUCCGGAAACCCUGCCGGCACGGGCAAGAAACACCGCCGCAGAGGCAAGAAACACCGGAGAAUCCGAGCCGAAGAGAACCGGUCUGAUGACCUCUGUAACCUUCAGACUCUGGAUGCUGACAGCAGGGUACCCACAGCACUCCCACAGACUGCUCUGUCACCCCAUGAAAGCACUCCAGACACAACCACGCCGCAUGGAAACGCGUUAGCAUGUCCAGAAGAUCCCAGAAGCACUCCAGACACAACCACACUACAUGAAAACAUGUCAGUAUCUCCAGAAGAUCCCAGAAGCACUCCAGACACAACCACACUACACGAAAACAUGUCAGUAUCUCCAGAAGAUCCCAGAAGCACUCCAGACACAACCACACUACACGAAAACAUGUCAGUAUCUCCAGAAGAUCCCAGAAGCACUCCAGAAGUAACCAUACUGCACAAAAGCGCAUCAAAAUCUCCAGAAUAUCCCAGAAGCGCUUCAGACACAACCACACUACACGAAAACAUGUCAACAUCUCCAGAUGAUCCUAGAAGCACUCCAGAAGUAACCACGCCACAUGAAAACACCUCAGCAUGCUCAGAAGAUCCCUAUGAAACCACCACGGCACCCCACCAAGAACCUCCACAGGAGCCCAUACGAACACCCCCGUUAACCACUGAAAUCACAGCGCUGAAUGCUCCCCGUACGCCGUCACCACCUCCCCUCCAGAUCUCAUCACCAUUUCUAGGCACAAUAAUUUCCCCCGAGGAACCCCUGGUACCUCCUCAAACUGCCCUCAGCAGCUAUAAGUUUUGCAACCGGUCACCUCCUGCAGCUUCUCCAUAUUCUCCUCACAGUCCCAGCCAACCACUGCCAACUGUUACUCAGAGUAAUAAUACCCAGGAUUCCUCCAGAUCGCCUCACAGAACUCUUCAGUCCGUCACAGCAGACGGUCAAACAGAGCUCUACAAAUCGCCUCCUACCUCACCGCACACGGUUACCCACAAUGCCUCUAAGUCCCCGUCAGUGUCUGCUACGCAUCCUGCCAAAGCUCCUCCCACUCCUCCAUUAAGCCCCUCCCAACCCGAUCCAUACCUGCUUACCUCAGUGACCUUUACGUCCAGUGUCUCCUCCCACCUGUACUCCCCCCUCUGCUCCUUCUCCCCCUCCUUCAUGCGCUCUCUCGACUCUCUGGGACCUCCCAUUAGCCUUCCUCCCAUGAUGCCAACGGCAACCCAUCAACUGACCUCACCUCCUCCAGCUAUGACCCCGCCCCCUCCAGAGUUAACCCCACCCCCAGCCCAGCUGCUGGGCUCUGAUGAUGAGGAGCAGGAGGACCCGUCUGAUUACUGUAAAGGUGGAUACUACCCUGUGGAUAUUGGCGAUCUGUUUAACGGGAGGUACCACGUGGUCAGGAAACUAGGCUGGGGACACUUUUCCACCGUCUGGCUCUGCUGGGAUCUGCAGAAGAAGCGUUUUGUGGCGCUGAAAGUGGUGAAGAGCGCUCCUCAUUACACUGAGACGGCUCUGGACGAGAUCAAACUGCUGCGAUGCGUGAGAGACAGCGACCCCUCUGACCCCUACAGAGAAACCAUCGUCCAGCUCAUUGAUGACUUCAAGAUCUCUGGAGUCAAUGGAGUGCAUGUCUGUAUGGUUCUGGAAGUUUUGGGCCACCAGCUCUUAAAGUGGAUCAUCAAGUCAAACUACAUGGGACUUCCUCUGGCCUGUGUCAAGGCCAUCAUCAGACAGGUGCUGCAGGGUCUGGAUUACCUCCACACCAAGUGUAAGAUCAUCCACACUGACAUCAAACCAGAGAACAUCCUGCUGGAGGUUGAUGAGGUUUACGUCAGGAGAUUGGCAGCUGAAGCUACUAUCUGGCAGAGAGCUGGAGCCCCACCCCCUUCUGGAUCAUCAGUUAGCACGGCUCCCAGGGAUCUAGAGAUCGGAAAACUUUCUAAAAACAAGAAGAAGAAGUUGAAAAGAAAAGCAAAGCGACAGCAGAAGUUGUUAGAGGAGAGACUGUUUGAUAUACAGAGGAUGGAGGAAGACGAUGGUGUGCUGCAGGCUGAGGAUGCAGACAGUAUCGGCUCUCUGGUUGUCAAUGGCAACACGUCCUGCUCUAUAGCCAAUAGCAAAACCAGCCCAGAGUCCAACUGCUCUUGGUUUGAGGAUGGGUGUAACGGCCACGCCCCCGGACGGUUCUCAAGUCCCGCUUCUGGCCUAUCAGGGUUCUCCAGCUCAGUGAUGUCAGCAACGUCUGAAUCGGCACUUUCUACUCAGUCCGGAUACUCGAGUGGACGAGAAGGUUGGACACGCUCACACAAUGAAUCAUUGAUUUUGGUGUUUCAGGCGUUUGAGCUGGCAACAGGAGAUUACCUGUUUGAGCCCCAUUCAGGAGAAGACUACACCAGAGAUGAAGAUCACAUCGCUCACAUCAUCGAGCUGCUGGGGCCGAUUCCUUUGCCCUUCGCUUUGUCUGGCAGGUACUCCAGAGAGUACUUCAGCAGGAGAGGUGACCUGCGUCACAUCUCCAACCUGAAGCCGUGGGGUCUGUUCGAGGUUCUGCUGGAGAAGUACGAGUGGCCACUGGACCAGGCGGCUCAGUUUAGUGACUUCCUGCUGACCAUGUUGGAGCUGCAGCCUGAGCGGAGGGCGACGGCGGCGGAGUGCCUGCAGCACCCGUGGCUGCAGACAUAGAUGCGCACGCAGCCUCAGGGGCUGCACGCAGAGACAGUCGGCGGUCGGGGAGGGUUGGAAGCGUCUGUUGAGUUCACAUAAUGUGGGAAAUUGUUAUCUUGAUCAUGUGUCUGCGCUGAUUCCUGAAGUAACUGGAUGAUUGAUUGAUUGGCUGAGGCUGGAUCCAAACUGAAUCGGAGUCCUCACGUCUCAUAUGUGAGUAUUUUAAUAUGUUCAGUAUAAUUUCUGAUAGAAAACUCCAGUUCUUCCAAGUUUCUCUUUUUUCUACAUCGAACUUAAACCUGCGUCUCCUGCUGACUUGUUGUGGGACGUCCUGUGCUUAAAUAAGAGUCAGGUGGACUUAAGUCCGAACAGGUGAUGCAGCAGUAAACACAGCCUGUUUCUAAAGACCAGUUUAACCAACAUGCAGUCUUUAUUGAUGUGUCCACUGAAGCGAAAUAAGCUGUACUCUUCCUCCUUUGAUCUUCCUGUGUUGAUUAAGUUUGACUGUGCGGAGGUGAGUUUUUUGCCCUCCCCGAGGUCAAACGUCAGCGAUCAGGGCCGUCCUGCUCCUAACUUUUAUCAGCCGCUCGCAGACGUUUUUAUCUCUUUAUGCACACCUCACAAAAGUCUGCAUUUUUGCAGGCUUUGCUUGAGGAUAUUAGCGUAGUGUUGUGACGUUAAAUAUAGUUUUAGUGUUAAUAAGCAUGGGAAAUGACGUUUAGUGUGUUGGUUUGCGGCAGAAGGAAAUGCAGAACUGAAUCAGAGCACAUCAAAGUUCCUUAUAUUAAGAAUUUUUAAAAAAUGUACAUUUUAAUAUUUAUUAGUUACGUUUCAUUCACUGUAAGCGAACGACACCAGUGAAUGCCAGUGAAGUGUGUGAGGGCGUUUGAUGAGCGAGAGGAUUUUGUUUUGUGUGUUUGCUGCGUUGGCACCUUUGUGUCGACUUUACUCCAGAGUUUGGAUCUGUUAUUAGUCACAAAAUGACGGGAAAAUUAAAGCUGGGCUCGUGUCCUAAUCUGCUUCAUCCUUGUCUGUCACUUUCAGUAAAGCAAGGAUAUCUCUGCUCGGAACCUUUUGCCAUUGCUGUUCUUCCUCCCGCAGUUUUCUAUAAGCAAUCCACUGCUUUCAGCCUUUUCUUUUUUUU
Molecule: messenger RNA, 4380 nt
Organism: Pundamilia nyererei
Lineage: Eukaryota; Metazoa; Chordata; Actinopteri; Cichliformes; Cichlidae
Gene: srpk3
Product: SRSF protein kinase 3
Exons: 15
Coding region: 555-3254 (899 amino acids)
Biological process (GO): intracellular signal transduction; peptidyl-serine phosphorylation; regulation of mRNA processing
Cellular component (GO): nucleus; cytoplasm
Molecular function (GO): protein serine/threonine kinase activity; ATP binding
Source: RefSeq, a predicted model, not a curated record